AUCUUACUGUCUAGUAUCGGAAUAGUACAAGGAAAUAACCAUGCCAGGUCCCCAAAAUGGUAGCACUGAUUCGAGCCCAAUCGUAUUUAAAUAUGUCGAAUGAUCGUGACCGUAAACGCAAUAAAGUCACUACACUUCCAUUUUUCGUGUUCAUGUUAACAUUUAAUUGUGGAAAUAAUUUGUAAAGAAAGAUCACAUGACACUGAACAUAUCGAGAAAAAGUUUGGUAUUUUGUCGUUUAAAUAGCGGAACAGACAUGCGUGUUGUAUCUUUUUUACCAAGUCCACGUUUGUACAACUUAUUACACAUAACAGAUAGAUAUUUUUCUACCUAGUCCCGGCAUGGAUGCAAGUCUGAUUGUGGCGGUGUAUGUGCAAAUAAAAUUGAACUAACAUCGAAGUUGCCCAUUGGAUUCCUACUUCAUGAUCGUGUGUUGAUGGUCAUGUCCAUUCUUUUCGUAUUAAUACAUUGAAUAAAAUCAUCGUGACGACUUCCUUCAAUGAAUCUUCUUCAGAUCAGGAAUGACUUUAUAAUUCAUCUCACGGUUGUGACCUAUAAUACUUCCUGAAUUUUAACAAUCUUUUUUUCUUCUUUUCAGGUGAGUUGUUGACGUAUAUGCCUCCGGGUAUGUAACAAUGAAGAUAUCGCUUGUUUUUUAUCGUCUUCAGUAGGAAAGCGCCAAUUGUCCAUGUGUGUCCCAGGAGGACGGAUACGAGGAAGCCUAGUGGAAGGCAGUCUUCUACGCUAUGACAGACUGUAGCAGCAUUCAUGGGUCAACGAGCUCCUCGAGUGAUGUUCUUUCUUCACGUGGUGGUGGCGCAAUGUCACCCCGAAUUCGCGUCAUUCGGUUAGUGAGACCAAGUUCCAAAAGGGUGCUCCUGGGUCCAGAAAGCAAUGCAUCAUUCGGAUUUGCGAUUCGUGGCGGAAGAGAAUUCGGAAGUGGAUUUUUUGUUUCACGAGUCGAUAAAGGAAGUGAAGCUGAUGUGAAAGGAUUGAGGGUUGGUGAUCAAAUAAUCCGAGCCAAUGGAUACCAAGUCGAUGAUGCAGUUCACAAAGAAUUUGCGCAGUUCAUCUGCAACCAGGAUCGGUUGACCCUCAAAGUUCGAGGUGUUGGCAUGUUACCCGUGAAAGAAAAGCCAGUCGACGUGCUCACAUGGCACAUUGUGCCGCACCAUGCUCUCACCUCGAUAACCGAUCUCGAAGACUUACCACCCGCUAAGGAAAUACGAGUCGUUUUGAAAGUGGCUCCCAGAACCAAGCUGGGCUUGGGCAUCUGCAAAGGUCCCGAGUGGAAGCCGGGGAUCUAUGUCCAAUUCACGAAAGACUUCAGCGUGGCCCGCGAUUCAGGUCUCAGACCGGGCGAUCAGAUACUGAGUUGCAACAGCAUCGACUUCUCGGACGUGUUGUUCAGUGAGGCGGUGGCCGUUAUGAAGAGUUCUCAUACAUUGGAAAUGUUCAUUAGACCUGGAGCUGGGCUGGACCUCUUCCCGGGCGAAUCGAGUGGGUACAACAGUUCAGCGAGCAGUGUUACUGGUGACCAGAGUCCUUGCUGGGGCGACCAGUCCGCCAAGCGUCUGAGCAUAGUGCGGGAAGAAAACCUUCCCUUCCAUCAGAGGACUAGUGCAGAGAGAAGCAAUCUGGACCGACGGAAAAGCUGUGUCGAGGACACAAUUCCAGAGGAGGGUGCAAAGGCCAAGCUAGAUUCAAAUCGCACCAUAAUUCAGCUGAGUGGAACCGGCACAGUCAUCAAUAACACGCUCAUAUCCAAUAACAACACAAGCGUGCACCUACAGAACGGCCUCGACAAUGUCACAAUAAAGCAAAGCAACGUCUCCAGCAGCAACAACAAAAGCAACAUGGAAUCUCCAAACGACCAGAAUUUCGUAAUGGCCGGCAACGCCAACGACGCUCCAAAUUCAGAUGCCCAAGCCAAAACAAACGGCAAAAUCGCGGAUAUUUGCUUCGUUUCGCGACAAAGUGAAACCAAGACCGUCAUUGUGGAGGUGCACCGAAGCGCCGCUGGAGCAGGUUCCACCACGGAAGAGAGUAGCAAGUCUUCCCCGAGCGACGCUUGUGGAGCUGGAGAGGCUCCAACGAAUGCGACUCCGCAGCCACCACCGCCUAUGCCUCCACCAGCCUUCCCCAGCUAUAGCCAAGACACACUGGAAAGGUGUCCAUCAGUUGCAAGCUCCAUCAUCAGUGGAAGCUUGAGUUUGAGCAGCGCAAUCAGUGAGGAGCUGAAAAAGCGGCAAGUGAGACGUUGUGUGAGCCUCGAUCCAAAUGAAGCCAAUGAUAGUACAAAAUCAAACGACAAUUCGAAACUGCAGCCGAAACGCUUUGGUAAUCCACUAUUGGGUGGUGGAGCUGAGGAUGAACGCCGUCACUAUGCGUUAAUGGACGAAUUCAAGAGAGCGCACAGAAAAAUGUUCCGAAAUGGAUUCCAAGAAACGGAAAAGGAAGCAGAGGAGGAACGGCAAGAUGAGCUAAAUAAAGCAGUAGUUAUGCGAGAUGAAGUCGAUCGGGCACCAAGUUCACCACAAAUUAAGACUGAAAACCAAAUACAAUCAUUCCCAACACCACCACCGCCUCCCCAGUUUGCGAAUGGCUACAACGAAAAACCCAACAAUAUCCAACAGACGCUACGACGAGCCCAAACAAAAGAGUCACCGAUCGAUCAGCCUCCAUCGUCUCCCACUCCAGACUAUGACCAAACUCCUACAAAUACGCUCCCUAAAUCCAAUGGUGUUCAUAAGGAACCAAACUACGCUAACACAAAUUUCAAUGGAACUUUACGCAGAGUAGCGGCUGCUUCGGAGGUAGUAAAAGCAAAUGGAGACGCUGCAGAAAUGGAAUCACUUGAGUCCUUCAAAUUGAAAAAUCCUUCAUCGCCAGUACCACGACCUCCAUCCAUGUACUUCGCUCCACAAAACACAGGCCCGCCCACAAUGAAAAAAAUCACCCGACCGGUGUCAGUCACCAUCGGCGAAUAUGGAGCCUGUAACGGAAGAAAGGAACCUGGUAAAUUUGACUUCAUCACAAAGACAAAUGAAAACGGGAUGAACGGAAAUGCUAUCCAAUCUCCCAAGGAUGAAAAUGUAUCUGCAUUGCUUCGAAGUGAGCUCGAGAAAACCCUGUCACGAUCAAAUUUGAAAAAAAUCAAUGAAACACGAAGCGCAACUAAUGGCGAGCAAAAGGAUGUGAACACUGCCAUACCUAACGGCAACGACAAAGCUCCUCUGCAGAAAACACAGUCCACAAACAUUCAACGGCUGGCCAGUAUGUUACAGCACAAACAGAUAAACGGAGCAGAUUUGAAUUGCAAUGGAUCGAACGGAUCAGUUUCCAGUUCCAACCGAGUCACUAUUGACUUCAGCAACAAACCAGCUUUGCGGAAGGUAGAGAGUUCGCCUCCGUCGAAUGGAAUCCUGAAGAAUGGGUUCGGGAAGACAAACGGAACCAAUGGGUGCGGCGAGAAGAACAUCACUUUUGGUAACUAGGACGAACUGGUCGAACUGAUACUUUACGAAAAGCGGGAAUGCUAGGAGAGCCUGUACCAUUGCUGCAGUACAUGUCGCAUCCACAAUAGUCAUUUAAGUGAUAAUUUACGCGUAGGUUCUAAAUUAUUGUUUUACUUGUCUGUAAUUAAACGAUUGGUUUAUGAUCCUUUGAAGAUGUAUUAGCACUUAUACAUAUGCAUCGAGUACUGUACUUAUGUUAAUUGUUUAUUUUUGGCUAGACUUUGCUAUUACCUUGUACAUAGCUGUAAUCACACAUACAUAUAUGUGUAGAGAAUGUUUUUGAAUAAAAUACCCCAUUAGUAGUA
Hermetia illucens (black soldier fly) is the source of this 3823-nucleotide messenger RNA. RefSeq lists its product as uncharacterized. Gene Ontology annotation, biological process: rhabdomere development. Gene Ontology annotation, molecular function: protein binding. Gene Ontology annotation, cellular component: plasma membrane; cilium; stereocilia ankle link complex. Lineage: Eukaryota; Metazoa; Arthropoda; Insecta; Diptera; Stratiomyidae. Bases 747 to 3497 code for a protein of 916 amino acids. The record is from RefSeq and is a predicted model, not a curated record. The transcript has 9 exons.